UGAAAAAUAAAUGACUGAAAAGUUACAUGCUAUUUACUGCAGGAAUAUUUGUACACUUGUGAACUUGGUGUAUAUCGAUUAUGGCCUAAAGGUGAACGAAUUUGGUGUUGCGAUAUUUAUUGAGGCCAUUCUGUGUUAAAGCUAAUAGUCAAAAUGAUCACCGACACAGGAAAUAUUAGAAAACUUGCAGAAGAUUUAGAAAAGCAAGAAUUGGAUGCUCCUGGUGGCAUUCCAACAUCACAAGUAUAUGCUCAACUUCUGGCCGUAUACUUGUACCAAAACGACUUAUGCAAUGCAAAGUAUCUCUGGAAACGAAUUCCGCAAAAUGUGAAGAAUUCACAUGCUGAACUGGCCUGCAUAUGGAAAGUGGGACAAAAAAUGUGGCAGCGAGAUUUUCCGGGAGUCUAUACAGCCCUUACUGUUGACUGGUCAGAGAAUGUAGGAUACAUUAUGCAAGCUCUUCUGGAAAAUGUCCGCAAGCGUGCUGUAUAUCUAGUUUCCCAUGCAUACUCAUCAAUCAGUAUGGAUGACCUUGCCACAUUUGUUGGGAUGCCAGUCGAGCAAGCUGUUUUAGCAGCAACAGAGCAGGGCUGGAAAGUGGAUGCAGGCUCUCACAUGGUGAAACCCUGCAGACCUAGUAGCAGUCCAAAUCAGGGAGCCUCCAGUGAGGAUCAGCUCUACAAGCUCACUGAGUUCGUAUCUUUCCUUGAGAACUAAAGUAUUGCUAUCCUGGAUAUCUGCAUGUGCAGACUUGACAUUCAAUAAUUGAAUGGAUGCGAAGAUAUCAUUUAAUAUUUUAUUUUAAAAUUUAGAUUUUUUGUGAGGUUCAUGUUAAAGCUUGUUAUCAGAAUGAGCUCUGAAUAGAGCUGUGAGCAGAAAGUAUACCGGUAUAAUAAACGAUUUCAUGUAGUGCUAGCAGUGUUGUGAUAUAAUUUAUUUUAGCCCUGAAGAUUGAUAAACUUUUUUCAGUCAUGUCAAAGAAUUUAUUUCUUCACAUUUUUCAGGUUUGUGAUAGAAAAUUUUGUUAAUCCAAUUAAUUCUAUGGUUAGGUUCUUGUAAGCUGUCACAUUAUAUGAAAUGACAUUAAGUGGAUGAGUUCGUAUCCUAAGAAACUUAAAAAGUAAGUAGGUUAUGUUCCUCAGCCUUUCAUCACCCUGAUAACAUCCGUUACAAUAUAGACAUUAUCGAUGUGCCUGUAAAUACUUCUGUAUCCUUGGAUAUAAAUACAUGCAAUUAUAAAUGCCAGUGAUGUUUA
Molecule: messenger RNA, 1255 nt
Organism: Cryptotermes secundus
Lineage: Eukaryota; Metazoa; Arthropoda; Insecta; Blattodea; Kalotermitidae
Gene: CSN8
Product: COP9 signalosome complex subunit 8
Exons: 4
Coding region: 154-717 (187 amino acids)
Biological process (GO): protein deneddylation; COP9 signalosome assembly
Cellular component (GO): COP9 signalosome
Source: RefSeq, a predicted model, not a curated record